UUUCUGAGCUGAUCUUGGAUGAAAGUUUGAUGUUGUGCCAAGAAAUGUGGCAGCUUCAUCUUUCCUUCUUUCUUCUUCUGGCCAGCUGAAGCCUGGUAUCCCCUAAUAUUUAUUAAUGUGCUUAAUGCAGAGGCAUUUCAAACAAUGAUGAGCAAGAUGUUUAAAUUAAACGCUGCAAAAGCCUUUGAAGGCUAAAUUGCAAGCACUUAGGUUGAGUUAAGUGAGCAAUUCUCUGUCCUCCCACGGAAUUAGAGUUAGUGCACUGCAGUUUCAGAAAGCCACUGUUUGCUAUUACAGCUAUACACACUGAAGUGGUCCUUCUUACAUAGCAAACAGAAUUUAAUUGACUCAGAGGAUGAAUGCCAACCUAAUGCAUGUGGUUCCCCCAGUAAGCAGGAACAGAAUAAUCUCCCAGUUUCCCAAGUGGUACACACCUGAGGCCUGUCUGCAGUUCAAAGAGCACUUCCAUGCACGGGUCAGGACUGCUUGUCAGCAGAGCACUGGAAUAGUUGGGCUGAGAAUAUCCAAAGUGGUUGUGGUAGGAGACCUGAGUGUUGGGAAAACCAGCCUUAUCAACAGGUUUUGUAAAGAUCAUUUUGACCGAGACUACAAGGCAACCAUUGGAGUGGACUUUGAAAUUGAACGCUUUGAAAUAAUUGGGAUACCAUACAAUCUCCAGAUAUGGGACACAGCAGGUCAGGAAAAGUUCAAGUGCAUUGCAUCUGCUUACUACCGAGGAGCAGAGGUUAUAAUAACAGUGUUUGAUCUGGCUGAUAUCCAGACUUUGGAUCACACCAAACAGUGGUUAGAAGAUGCACUGAGAGAGAAUGAGCCAGAUUCCAGCUUCAUCUUUCUGGUUGGAACAAAAAAAGAUUUGGUGUCAGAUGCUGUGUGUGAAAGGACAGAGCUAGAGGCCAUCCACUUUGCCAACGAGAUGCAGGCAGAAUACUGGUCGGUUUCAGCCAAAACAGGGGAAAAUGUCAAGGAGUUCUUUUCCCGAGUUGCUGCCUUGGCUUUUGAACAGUCCAUGAUAAAGGAAUUGGAGAAAACUGCUGAGCACAUGGUUGAAAUUGGGGCAGGAAACCUCUUCAAACUGGAAAAGAACAUCCCAGAAGGCAACACUCAUGAUAGCCUGAAUUGUUGCUAACUGUCAAGUGUUUGUGCAAGUGUCAUGCUUCUCUG
Apus apus (common swift) is the source of this 1182-nucleotide messenger RNA. RefSeq names its product RAB36, member RAS oncogene family (gene RAB36). Gene Ontology annotation, molecular function: GTP binding; GTPase activity. Lineage: Eukaryota; Metazoa; Chordata; Aves; Apodiformes; Apodidae. The transcript has 11 exons. The record is from RefSeq and is a predicted model, not a curated record. The coding region runs from base 356 to 1147 and encodes 263 amino acids.